This is a messenger RNA of Plodia interpunctella (Indianmeal moth), 3050 nucleotides long. Its product is annotated as carboxypeptidase B-like. Bases 63 to 1346 code for a protein of 427 amino acids. Gene Ontology annotation, biological process: proteolysis. Gene Ontology annotation, molecular function: zinc ion binding; metallocarboxypeptidase activity. Lineage: Eukaryota; Metazoa; Arthropoda; Insecta; Lepidoptera; Pyralidae. The transcript has 8 exons. The record is from RefSeq and is a predicted model, not a curated record.
UUGCACGCUUUUGUUGUAAUUGAGAUAGUGUUAAUCAUUCUGUCUCGAAAUUUGACGUCGAUAUGGUGUGUUUAGUGUUAGUUGCGGUGGCUGCUUGCCUCGGGGCCGCCUUCGCUGGACGACAUGACAUUUAUUCCGGGUAUUCAGUGCACCACGUGUCGGUGCAGACGGCGGAACACAGCGCGCUGCUGCACUCGUUGGAGGAGUCACUGUCGCUGGACGUGUGGCAGCACGGCGCGCCCGAUCGCGCCGCCGUCGUCAUGGUCGCGCCGCAGCACCGGCGCCGGCUGCUGCGUACCCUGGACGACCACGACGUGCCCCACACCACGCACCGCGCUGAUGUUGCUAAGAUGCUUGAAGAGUACGAUGCUCGGCUGGCAGCGUGGCGGAGCAGCAGAAGCUCCAGACUGGCACCGUUCGAUGACUUCCCACGAUAUAACGACGUUGACGAAUAUUUGGAGCGUAUAGCGUUGCAGUACCCUGACUUGGUCACGUUGGUUAACGCCGGGCCGAGUUGGGAGGGACGGGAUAUCAAAUAUUUGAAGAUAUCGACGACAAACUUCACGGAUGCCUCGAAACCCAUCUACUUCCUGGACGCGACGAUCCACGCGCGCGAGUGGGUGACCACGCCCGUGGCGCUGUACAGCAUCCACCGGCUGGUGGAGGACCUGCGCGCGCAGGACUGGGAUCUGCUGAACGACGUCGACUGGAUCAUACUGCCCAUCGUCAACCCUGACGGCUACGAGUACACUCACACUAAUGAGCGUCUCUGGCGCAGAACUCGUUCGUACAGACCCGACGUCAACGCAACCUGCUACGGAGUGGACGCCAACAGAAACUUCGACGUAGCUUUCAACACCGUCGGUGUCUCCUCCAACCAUUGCGAUCAGACCUACCCGGGGACCGAAGCGUUCUCCGAACCGGAGACGAGAUACGUCCGGGACAUCAUGUUGGAACAUCUAGAGAGGAUCCAGAUAUAUUUAAACAUUCAUAGCCACGGGAAUUGGGUGUUGUAUGGAUUCGGCAAUGCCAGUAUUCCGGAUAAUGGUGUGCAGCUAUUCCACGUUGGAGCGGCAAUGGGAGCAGCAAUAGACGCACGCAAGCUGCCGAUAGCCCUCUUCUACAGAGUCGGUAACAGCGCUAUUCUGCUAUAUCCCACUUCUGGCAGCGCCCAGGACUACGCUCAGUCAAUCGGCAUUCCGCUGUCGUACACGCUGGAGCUCCCCGGCUACGGUGUGCAGUUCGAGGUGCCUCCGGAGUACAUCAAUCAGAUCAACUCGGAGACCUGGGAAGGCAUCGCAGCCUCUGCCCGUCUCGCUCGAUCCUACUACCAAGCUAGAGUCUAGUCUUGUUUGAGAGGGACCUGAAUAAUAUGGGAAUGUAUAGCGUGUUCAGCCUCUUUAUUUCUGUUUAAAUAAAGACCUCUAAAAGUGAAAGUACGCAGUGAACUGAACAGUUUUUCCUGAAGUGACAUUUUGGCUCUUUUUAUAAUUCUAUGAAACCAGAUAGUUGAUAAUAUUUUGUUUUGAUCACUAUUCGAAGGCCCUUAUAUUAAUAGGAAUACCAGUGAUAAAAUUACUGUGGUAAUGAUAAUAUUUUCAAAAAUACGACGAAAAUAAAAUUACACAACUUACUAAAAUGUACUUUCCAACAAACUUUGAUAUUUAAAUCUUCGUAUAAUGAUCCAUCUGCAUUCUAUAAAUUAUCAUAAUGAUCCUAAAUAUAUAUAUUUUAUCUACAUAUUCCCUGACCUAUAUAAGAACAUUCAUUAGUCUGAUCCGACGAGUGAAGGUUGUCAUGCACUGGACAUCAUCGUGUUACAGAAUUUAGCAAGAACUUUUAUUAAAUUUAUGUUGUGUUAAAAAUUACUUCAUUUUUCUUGUGUUAUAAUCACAUUUUUAAGCGACAUAUAACUUAACUGUUGUAUUAAGCCGUUGACGAAAUAAUUAACUAUUUGUUUUUAAACUUUUGUGUUUACCGAGUUCUAGAAUGGAGGCUUUCGUGAUGUGAACUUUCACAUCACGAAAGCCUCCAUUCUCCAUAUGAGAUAAGUACGUAGUCUACACAAACGAACAUAAAGUUUGUCAUGUCAUGUACUGGGUAUAUCCAAAAUCAUGAUUGAUUACGUAUGUCAUAAAUAAUGCACUAUAUAGCACCACCUCGCAAUCUCUAUUUGGUCUAAUGAUUGUUUCACUGUGCUCACCAUCUUUUUGACGGGCUGGAUCUGCGUUUGUUGCACGUGUAUGUUUCCUUCCACGCAUAAUUCUCGUGCCUUGAAUAUAUUAAUCAACAAUAUUAGUUAGAACCAGCGCAUCGAUCAAUUUAAUGGCUAGCAAAUUAACUGCGUCGAAUGGACCGUUUCGGCAUUUCGGUAUUAGGUAAUUAAUGAGGCUAGGGCGUACAUCGAAUAAUGAUGUUGUUUAUUUAUAUUAAUUACAACCUGGGAAACUGGUAUUUUAUGUUAAAAUUUAAACUAUGAACUUUUUACUGAUUGGUAUACUCUCAUAUAGCACGCGUAGCAUUCGAAACUAGGACAUGUCAUAGUACACCUAUCAUAUUUUAUUCCCAUUACCUUCUUUUUCCAAGGUAGGUUAAAGAGGUACAAGAACGCCUAGACAUUCAGGUGUCCUAAAUGUAUGCGCGUCUAAAACGUUUUGUCUGGGCCGAGCCGGGAUUAGAACCCGACACUUUAUUACAAGAGUCAGCGGAUUACGCCCGGACGAGCGCUCAGUGCGGCAGCAAGCGUUUUUAGUUUAUAUGUAUCAUUAUAACGUGCGCAGAAAAACGCGCAUGUUAAAAUCAAUGUCAAAGUUAACGGUGCAACUCACACUUAGUCUACUAUCGAGCUGAACGUGUCGCAAAUUUUUGCAGUCUCACUGACAUGAACAGAAAAUAACCAUAUCAGCGUAGUGUGGGCCGAUUGCAGGGGGCGAAAGUUAUAUUUAGUACAUGCGCUCGCGCCGAUGAUAUAAUAUUUAAUAAUAAUGCUAAAAGAAGUGUAUAUUUACAACUUGUGUAUAAAUAUAACGAAUACAUUAUACUUUUAUCAA